Kluyveromyces lactis is the source of this 741-nucleotide messenger RNA. RefSeq names its product Dsc3p (gene DSC3). Gene Ontology annotation, cellular component: endoplasmic reticulum; Dsc E3 ubiquitin ligase complex. The coding region runs from base 1 to 741 and encodes 246 amino acids. The transcript has a single exon. Lineage: Eukaryota; Fungi; Ascomycota; Saccharomycetes; Saccharomycetales; Saccharomycetaceae. Gene Ontology annotation, biological process: protein processing. The record is from RefSeq and is a predicted model, not a curated record.
AUGUCUUUAAGUGAAACCGGGCAUGGAAGGAAAGCAGUGGUGAUUAGGUUUGCCAAUGAUACCAUAGCAGACUUACAAUUGGAUAUCACUAAUAUAGAUCCUACAUUAGUUACUACAUCAUGGUUAAGGAGGAUGUGUCGUCAAUUGAAACCGACAGAGACUCGUGGUAAGCGGUUACGAUUCAUUAAAAAUGGUAGACCGUUAAAUUCUCAUUCUGAUCUUGGCAUCGAAAGCUUCAAGGAUAACCCAAAUAUCACAGAGAUGUACAUUCAUGGUAUAAUAGGAGCAGGUUUGACUGCGGAAGAGCUGAUAAACGAAGAUAAUCUUGAUGAUGAUUUUUCUAAUACGAAUGAAAACGGUACAACACAGGCCAUUGGCUUCGAUAGGUUACGCAGCGUGGGUUUUUCCGAACAGGAGAUUGAUUUGCUACGUCAGCAGUUUCUAGCCACUUAUGGAGAUUUAGAAACAAUGCCUAACCAGCAGCAGCGAGAUAUUAGACAGCUAGAAGAACAAUGGAUGGAGACCGGAGUCAACGAUCCACAGGGACAGCAAUUUAACUCCAUUGGAAUAGCUAAUUGGAAAAGCAACAUGGACCUCUUGAUUGGAUUAAGUAUAGGGUCCUUGUUGGGCGUUUUCAGUCUAUUACUAUUAAAACAGCAGGGUUUAUUCUCGCAGCGCCAAAAGAUGUCGAUAGUAGCAGGUCUAAUAUUCAACAUUGCUUGGUGGAUACGUUCCUUUUAG